Molecule: messenger RNA, 2868 nt
Organism: Neltuma alba
Lineage: Eukaryota; Viridiplantae; Streptophyta; Magnoliopsida; Fabales; Fabaceae
Product: probable LRR receptor-like serine/threonine-protein kinase At1g56130
Exons: 21
Coding region: 1-2868 (955 amino acids)
Biological process (GO): protein phosphorylation
Cellular component (GO): plasma membrane
Molecular function (GO): protein binding; ATP binding; protein kinase activity
Source: RefSeq, a predicted model, not a curated record
AUGUCUCUGUCGUCUCCUUCUCCUUCUUCUGCUUCACCGGUCUUGGUUUUUGCAAUUGCUUCCGCUUUUUAUGUGUGCUUGGCUGGGGUAGUACAAGCUCAAAUCCCUCCUACAGAUCCUUCCGAAGCGAAAGCUUUGAAUUCAAUCUUCAACAAAUGGAAUAUAUCGCCAGUAGAAACUGUAUGGAAUAUAAGCGGCGAGAUAUGCAGCGGACAAGCCGUCAACAACGCUACCUCCAUUGAUGAUUUCUUCAGUCCAUUUAUCAAAUGCGACUGUUCCAGUGGCACCACUUGCCACAUUUAUGCACUGAGUCUUUAUCAACAGGACGUUGUUGGCCAAAUCCCACCAGAGCUGUGGACUUUCACUCACCUCACCUAUUUGAACCUAAGCAGGAAUUACUUGACGGGUUCUGUAGCUCCAGCCAUCGGAAAUCUAAGUCGGCUGCAGUCCUUGGGUUUGGGUGACAAUGCUCUAUCUGGGAAGCUUCCAAAGGAACUGGGAAGUCUUACUGAGUUAGUAUCAUUGAGUCUUGGAACAAACAACUUCUCAGGUCCUAUCCCUUCCAAACUAGGCAAUCUAGUGAAAUUGAAAGAACUCCUCCUAGAUAGUACGGGAUUUAGUGGUCCGAUUCCUUCAACUCUGGCUAAUCUUAAAAACCUGGAAAUGCUAUGGGUUACAGACUUGGAGCACGCAGGAAGUAUACCUGACUUCAUAGGAAGUUUGUCUAACCUUACAGACUUGAGGCUCCAGUGUAAUUCUUUCCAAGGCUCAAUACCAUCAUCAUUGGGCAAUUUGACUUCUCUUAGGAAGCUAUAUUUGAAGAAUAACAAUAUUUCUGAUUCACUUCCCUCCAAUAUGGAUGAAUUAUUUCCGAUGUUGACCCACUUGGAUUGGCGCUUCAACAAUAUCAUGGGACAGAUUCCAAAUUCACUUUUUCGCAUGCCUCAACUAGAAAUAUUGUGCCUAGGGAAUAAUGCUCUUAGUGGUACUAUCCCUACCCAUAUAAUCUUGCCUACUCUUAAAAACAUUGGUCUUCCUUUUGGACACGAAUGCCUGCAGAAAAAUUUUCCCUGUUAUCGUGGUCCUGGAAGGUAUUCCAAUUUUGCAAUCAAGUGUGGUGGUCCUUCAAUUACAUUAUCAGAUGGAACUAAAUAUCAAGGUGAAGACGAGGAACUUGAUCUUACUACUUCUGUUGUCACUGACUCAACAUGGGCAGUUAGCAAUGUGGGGUUCCCCCGUACUCUAUCGGCCUCUAAUUCUUUGCCUAGCCAGUUCACUGCUACUAUAGACCCAGAUCUCUUCCACACUGCCCGUGGGUCUACUGAUUCAUUAAGAUAUUAUGGCCUGGGGCUGCAAAAUGGGGAUUACCAAGUCACCCUUGAUUUUGUAGAAACAUCUUUUCCCAAUGAUAAGACAUGGAAAAGUCUAGGAAGACGAGUAUUUGAUAUAUAUCUUCAGGGAAGCCAUGUUUUGAAGGAUUUUGACAUAAGAAGGGAAGCAGGAGGGGCCUCAUUUAGGCCUGUAAGAAAGGAAUUUCAGGUUCAAGUGACAGAAAACUAUAUUGAGGUCCAUCUUAAUUGGGCUGCAAAGGGAACUCGCAACAUACCAGAAGUUGAUACUUGUGGUCCUCUGAUAUCAGCCAUCAAAGCAACCAAAGAUUUCAGACCUCCUAACAGAACCCACCUAACUGUGGGAAUUAUUGUUGCCACCGUAGCUGCUGUAAGCUUUUUGUCUAUUCUUGUGGUUUUAUAUAUUCGGAGAAGAAAGAAUCAUGGAGAUGGCGAUGAUGAUCUUUUAGGUAUUGAUACCAAGCUGUAUACUUUCAACUAUUCUGAGUUAAAAAAUGCUACAAAUGACUUCAAUCCUAGCAAGAAGCUGGGAGAGGGAGGUUUUGGACCUGUAUAUAAGGGAACACUUAAUGAUGGAAGAGUAAUUGCUGUGAAAAGACUAUCUGUAAAAUCUCAUCAAGGAAACAAUCAGUUCAAAGCAGAGAUUGCUACUAUAUCAGCUGUGCAACAUCGUAAUCUUGUCACAUUAUAUGGAUGUUGUAUUGAAGGAAAUAAAAGACUACUUGUCUAUCAGUAUCUAGAAAAUGGGAGUCUUGAUAACGCCUUAUUUAGAAAUAAUUUUACUCUCAACUGGCCCACUCGUUAUGAUAUCUGCAUUGGCGUAGCAAGAGGCUUAGCAUACCUUCAUGAAGAGUCCCGGCUCCGCAUUGUGCAUCGUGAUAUAAAGGCUAGUAAUGUUCUGCUUGAUCAUGGCCUUCUCCCUAAAAUAUCAGAUUUUGGUUUGGCUAAGUUGUAUGAUGAUAAAAUGACCCAUAUAAGCACUGGUGUAGCUGGGACAAUUGGCUAUCUUGCUCCGGAGUAUGCCCUGCGUGGUCACCUUACAGAGAAAGCAGAUGUGUUUUCCUUUGGUGUUUUGGCCUUAGAGAUAGUUAGUGGGAGGCGAAAUUCUGAGCCAAGUUUGGAAGAAGACAAGGUGUAUCUUCUAGAAUGGGUUUGGCAACUGCAUGAAGAGAAUCGUACAGUUGAAGUGGUAGAUCUGAGACUAUUAUCAGAUUUCAAUGAGGAAGAAGUUAAGAGAAUGGUAGGGAUAUCUCUUCUGUGCACGCAGGCAUCACCAUCGUUAAGGCCGGCAAUGUCCCGUGUGGUGGCGAUGCUUUCUGGAGAUAUAGAAGUGAGCACUGUAACUUCAAAGCCUGGAUACCUGACGGACUGGAAAUUUGAUGAUGUGAGCAGCUUCAUGACUAGUCGAGUGGCAAAGCAAUCAGAAGCAACUCAAUACGACUUAGCAACAAGUGCUAGCAGUGUCAGCCGCCACCCAAACCAAUCACCUGUUGAUGCUUCUAAACCCAUCCUUCAGUAA